AUGGCAAAAAGAGUUGAAUGGGCCAUGAAAUUUGAAAUCUAUAGAACUGAGAAAGAUAGUGGUACUGUCAACAGCAAUGGCAAGGAGGUGAGAAUUGGAAGAAAAGAUAAGAAGUUCAAUUUUCAAGAGGCUUUGACAUCAAAAUUGUGUGUUCGAGAAGCAGGCAAAGAAUUUAUUGUAUUGGAGGGAGCAGCACAGGUACACUGCAACACUGGAGUGAGUUCAGGUGCUGCAAUGGGUGCUGCUGAUGAAACUGGAGCUUCUGUUGCCUUGCUCUGCAGAACACAACUGGAGCCAGUACUUUCAAAGGGGAACAAUUGCUUGGAUGCAGCAAAAGCUUGUAACCUAAAUGAUACCUGCAAGAGGUUCAGAUCUGCUUACAUAACCCCCUGCACCAGCAGCACGUCUAAUGAAAUCUGUAACAAGCGGAAGUGUCAUAAGGCCCUCCGGCUAUUUUUUGACAAAGUUCCCCCAAAGCACAGCUAUGGGAUGCUCUUCUGCUCCUGUCGAGACGUAGCCUGUACAGAAAGGAGACGGCAGACUAUUGUUCCUGUGUGUUCAUAUGAGGACAGGGAGAAACCAAACUGCCUGAAUUUACAAGAAUCCUGCAAGAAGAAUUACAUCUGCAGAUCUCGCCUUGCAGAUUUCUUCACAAACUGCCAGCCUGAGUCACGGUCUGUUAGUAGCUGUCUGAAGGAGAACUAUGCUGACUGCCUCCUCGCUUACUCGGGGCUUAUUGGCACAGUGAUGACACCAAACUACAUAGACUCAAACAGUCUCAGCGUUGCCCCAUGGUGUGACUGCAGCAACAGCGGUAACGACAUAGAUGAAUGCCUGAAAUUUCUCAAUUUCUUCCAGGACAAUAUAUGCCUUAAAAAUGCAAUUCAGGCCUUCGGCAACGGUACUGACGUGAACGUGUGGCAGCCGAUCUUACCGGUACAGACCACUACAGCCACUACAACAACAGCUUCCAGACUUAAAAACGCAGGUUCAGAGACCACCAACAAUGAAAUACCCACCCACAACGAUUCACCAGCGUGUGCAAACCUGCAGGCACAGAAGAAGCGGAAAUCCAAUGAAUCUGUAGACACAGAGCUCUGUCUUAAUGAGAAUGCUAUUGGGAAAGACAACACAGCAGGAGUCUCCACCAGUCACAUAUCUUCAGAGAAUUCGCUCGCUCUUCCUACAAGCUUCUAUCUAAGCACAUCGCUCACUCUGAUGACACUUGCACUCUCAAUUUGUUUGUUCCUAAGCUCAUCAGUCGUCUUGUAGCUGCAUUACAAAAGGACAUGUAAAAAAAAAAAAAAAAUCUGUUUCCUGUCCUCUGUUGUUUAUCUGGAAUUCCAGGUCUGGGAGCUAAGCUGAGGCACUCCUGCUAGAACAGUUUCAGUCAGCUGGAAUUAUUUUUUUUUCUCUCUAAAAAAGCUUCUUGUGAUAUUUAGAGGCUUUGUGAAAUACUUGGUGCAGUGCUACAUUCCAAACCCAAAAGGCUUUUGGGCAUGCAGUGUUUUAAGGAGACAGUGUGUAAAUUUGCCUGUAAAGCGACCUGGUUGGAUUAUUUUAAUAAUAGUUAUUUUAAUUCUGGCUUUUACCCAAGAAAGAGGAUGGCAGUUUUCUUAAGAUCCUAUUUAUCUCAUUGAAUGGUUUUGGUUUUCAAAUUGAUUGAACUUCAGACUAUCAAGGAUGCCAGGCUGUUGUCUAACGGUGAAUGUUCUCCCAGAGAGUGGACUCUAUGAAAGUUCUUCAUUUGAUAAAUUGCUACUGAUGUUAAACUCUUUCAGUGUAUUAGCAUUUUCCUCUUUAAAUGUUUACGUACUGUAAGUGAUUCUGCGUUCCCUGCUGAGAAGCCAUUAUAAUUCGCAUACAGGUAUAAUGUACGUCUUUCAGUUAAAUUCUCCUAAAAAUAGAGUGUGGCAUAGACCUUUCUAACAGUACAUUUAUUUUUUAGUUAUAAUCAUCUAGCCUUAACAAGGGUGAAGAUUCUUUAAAUUAACAAGAAGCAGCCAUUGUGAAAGCUUGAUAAAGAUAUAUGUCUUUAAAUUU
Messenger RNA from Tauraco erythrolophus (red-crested turaco), 2043 nucleotides. The record is from RefSeq and is a predicted model, not a curated record. NCBI's taxonomy places the organism in Eukaryota, Metazoa, Chordata, Aves, Musophagiformes, Musophagidae.